UUAACAAUUUAAGAUCAACGGCUCGUACAAGUAUCAGCGAAAGAGAGAGUGAGCUUCGAAAUCGAACCGACACUUUUCGCGAUGAAGGAGGGCGACGCCUUGCCGACGACGGCGAAUUCGAAGAAGGAACACUCCGAAACCGUGUUGUUCGGAAGAGGUCGUUACAAGUUCUACGCGUUUGCUGCUCUCUUGCUUCUAGCAUUUUGGUCGAUGUUCACGGGAACUGUCACUCUCCGGUUAUCCACGGGUAAUCUGAACCGGUUAUCUGAAGAUCUCGGGGUUCGAAACUACGAUCACCUCGACGCUCUGGAAAUGGAGAAGAGGGAGAGAGUGGUGAAGCGUAUGUGGGAUGUGUACACUAACAGUCGUCGGAUCAAGUUGCCUCAGUUUUGGCAAGAGGCGUUCGUUGCUGCUUAUGAAGAGCUUACUAGUGAUGUACCUGGGGUUAGAGAUGCUGCUAUUGGUGAAAUCGCGAAGAUGUCGGUUCAGUCUAUCAAUCUUGAUUCGAAUCCUUCCCGAUCUAUGAGCGCAAGGGGUCUGGGAAGAAGCUUCAAGAAGAUUCUACACAAGCCAGCAGCAAGUAGCUGAUGCUAAUGAUAUGAUAUAACACACGUUUCACAUAUAAAAACCCAAGUUCAUUUCUACUUGCUGAAGCCAAAAAGAUGAUCCUUUUGAAUUCCAUCGAUUGGUAGUUACAUACAAAUACAUUUAUGAUAUGCAAUAACAUGGGAUCCUUGUGUUAUACUUUCAUAUGUAAUGCAAACACAAUCGAACUCUGAAGUUUAAUAAAUCUUGAAGAAAAUAUUAUUUUUCACGCUC
Messenger RNA from Brassica oleracea var. oleracea, 819 nucleotides. RefSeq lists its product as uncharacterized. Lineage: Eukaryota; Viridiplantae; Streptophyta; Magnoliopsida; Brassicales; Brassicaceae. The transcript has 3 exons. Bases 82 to 588 code for a protein of 168 amino acids. The record is from RefSeq and is a predicted model, not a curated record.